AUUCUAUGUCAUUCUUUUUCUGCUGCUUCUAUACAAUAAUUAUUAGAGGAAGUACCUGGAGCGAUCUUUUAUUUAGCGGUGAAAGUCAAGCCUGACAAUUAACUGUGAUUUACUUGGAAUAUGUAAUUCGUCAUUCCAGCCUCAAUUAGCCGGAAGAUAUAGCAGUGAAAAAUGCGUAUCCGCUGCACUUACUACAUGGAAGACAGUCAUACUUGGCAUGAUGUUACAAAUCACCAGUUUCCUUAAUCGAUUUUUCCCCAACACGCAGCGUUACAUCCUGCAGUUCAUUAUUGUCUGUCACACUCCGCCAUUUUGCUACGGUCCGUCAGAAGGAGUCCAUAGUUUUGCAGAGCUGACCGGGGUUAAAUAAAAUUCGGCGAUAUUAGCCAGGAUUUUAUAUAUGUAUCGUGAUUUUGUGAAAUAACUGAGCAGCUGUGUCAAGCUCGUGGAUUAUUAGCGAUUGAUUAUGCAUCUUGGAAUUCCCUUUGAUUUACCGGAAUCAUUCCUUGUUUACAUUUUAUUGCGAAGUGGCGCCAUCGGAAUUCAUCCAGGUUGUGAUUAAUAUACAACGCGUGCAGUUAGUGGAUCACGUUUAAUCAUUACUCAUGGGGCCAAUGGAGAUAGCCCAAACGAGCCAGGCACAGUCCCCGGAUGACCUUCUAAACGAUGCCAUACGGAGUACCGGAUCCGCAUCACCUCCGGAUUUUACUGCAACAGGCUCUGAUGGUUAUGCCGAUCCGGAUAGCAAUGAUUUACUGAAUAAGGUCAGCAAACCUAAACAGGCAUUAGAUCGCUUUUGUUGGAUUUGUCAUACACCAGCCUCUGUUAGCAUCAAUCCAGUGGCAGUGGACCACGACACUAACCAUGAGGACACCGGAAAUCACGGUAGCGGUGUGGAAAAUUCUGGCAAUGUAACGGUUUACAACUGCACAGAAUGUUCUCGAACUUUCCACUCGCAAUGUUGGAUCACCGUUGGAAAGACACAGGAACGUGUCCCAGAACCGGUCUGCGUUGAGUGCCAGGCAAUUAGACUGGAGAAGCGUAAUCCGCUGAAUGUGAUGCAGCGUGUCGGCGAGAAAAAGCUCCAACAGUUUUACUUGUAUAUGCUUCGGUUUGUGGAAGAAAAACUAGCUAGGGAUCAGGAAGGUCCUUUCGCCAAAAAUCCCUCAGCAGCCUACAGACCGGAAGAAGGACAGGAGCAGGUUGUUUCCCCGGCAGUUUUACAGAGCCUCCGACAGCAAAUUGUUGAGGGGCGCUAUUCCACGUAUGCUCAGUUCCUGGGGGAUCUCCGCGGAUUGCUGCAUCGUAGUCUUGUCGUUCAUGGAGUGGACAGUGGUUAUACGCGUAUUGCCGUCUUCAUCAUGGAAACUUGCAAGCAACUAUGCAACAGCAUGGAUUGGUGUGAGCUGUGCUUCGAACGCUGCCUGCCGACAUCAGGAGCGGAAUCUUUGGAGGAAGCAGUCAUUCGAGCUAUGAGUGACCCAUGUAUUCAUCGCCACAUGAUUGUUUCCGUCAUUCUUCCUCAUCGCGUGUGGCCGGCCAUCAUAUAUAAAUUUGAUGGACAAUGUGUUUUCGUGCGAUUUUUCGGCACACUGGAAUUUGGUCGUGUCAAAAAGGACGCGGUGCUGAUGUUAAACGAAGAUUUCGAGUUGGAGGGACCAAACGAACCAAAAAGAGAGCAGCACGAGAUGUACGUUAAGGCGCUGCAGCAGUGCCGGAAUUUGAUUUCCAAAUUGUUAAAGUUGUCCGAUAUCUGUGUGGAGUUCUUCCCACAGAACACACCCUUCAAUGGACGCACACGUUUAAGCAGUACAACCUACGGCGCCGACGGGGUGAAGAAGAUCCGCGCCAAACCGAUGCGAAACCGGCCAUCCGCAGCCGACAGCAAUGACGACGAAACAUCCAGCUACAGUUCAUCGGAAAAACCGGCAAAAUCUGGUAAACGGGGAAACUCCAAACUCUCCCGCGCCAGAAGUAACGAAGCCGCCACCGGCGAUCCAUCGGCGGAAUCCGCCAACGAAACAGACUACGACAUGUACGAAAAUCCCAGCAAACGCAGAAAACUCCCGGCUCCUAGCGUUUCGUACCCGGAUUACACGGUGCCGGAAGAGCCACUCCUGUUGUUUGAUUCGGAGACGGAUGAAUCGAUUGAUGAGCGGAACACCUUGACAAUAAAUGCGACUAACGCUCGUCAUGACCUUUCCAGCCGGCGUACCUCAUUGCUGAUGGAAAUGGAGAUGCCGCAGUUGUAUUCUAAUCCGCUGGCCCCAGUCAGUAUAUUUUCCGAGCCGGCGCCAAAUACGAAUGUGCAAUUAAUCCCCAUGGAUCAGCCGACAAUACCGGCCAAUGACACGCGCAACCAACGACGACCCAGUCUGUUGGUGCACUUUAGCGGGGAUGAUGAAGCGGUGGAGGUGGACUGUACGAAUCUGCUGUAUUCCUUGACGGCGAAUUAUCCGGCGAUGAAUAACAAUGCCCAGCCGGUGAGUAUGCCGAUGCGGGUCAUCCCACGGAUGGAUAUGCCCGGUACCGGUUUUCCCUCGUUUCCGCAUAUGGAGCCGAUGCCCUUUCCCUCGGUCUAUACGACCGGGAUGCCGUUUUCGCGACCCAUGGUUCUUGGGAUGGAAAAUGACAGUAUUAGCGAUAGCAGUGGUGAUAUCGAACAACAAAUGCAGUCGUUUUUUGACGAUUUCAAUCGCUUAAAAGAGUUACGCCGCAUCGAAGCCGAACAGAAUCUGACCAAUUUUCAAAGCACAUACAUUGAUUGUUUCCGACGGUUCAUGGAGACUCGAGAGAAUUUUGAACAAAUCUAUCUUCAGCAGAUUAUCGACAAUCAACGGUUGCUCGAGAAUGUUUUCAAUCGAUUCCAAAGUUUGUUCUCCACGUAUCGGGCCACCAAUGAGGCAUUUCUUCAUGCUGCUGUUUUCGAGUCGGGUCGGAAAGAAGGUCUUCAGGAUAAGAAUGAGUGUAUCACCGCGACUAAACGAGAAUUUUGGUGUUGUUUAUGUCAGAGACGUGCACAGUAUCUAUGUUGCGGCGUGACCUUAUACUGCAGCGAAGAAUGUCAGCAAUCGCAUCUUGCACAGCAUCAAGUGCAUUGUAGUCGUCUAGUCCCGGUUGGAGUGCUGGGCUUGGAAGAUAAAACUGUACAAACUCCUUUUGGCGUACUGACGCUGUGCCGGACACUAAUCCCCAUUGAAUCUGUUCCACCGCCGGAACCUUCGGUACCCGUGGCAUGUGUGCCCGCGGACGGAAAUGCACAAAAUGAUCAACCUCCGGAAAUUAGCAAAGCCGCAGUGGAACGCACUGAUACGGAAGACAUCGACGCCGUGGCGCAGAUUCUUCAGUCGAAAUUCUGAUGUACCGUUCGCAACGCAGGAAAACAAUUAUAACAAUCACCAAUUGAUGAGUUUGUUUUCUCAAAAAUCAUAUAAAACUGGCAACGAUUU
This is a messenger RNA of Paramacrobiotus metropolitanus, 3449 nucleotides long. RefSeq lists its product as uncharacterized. Gene Ontology annotation, biological process: regulation of transcription elongation by RNA polymerase II. The record is from RefSeq and is a predicted model, not a curated record. Bases 606 to 3359 code for a protein of 917 amino acids. Lineage: Eukaryota; Metazoa; Tardigrada; Eutardigrada; Parachela; Macrobiotidae. The transcript is spliced from 15 exons. Gene Ontology annotation, molecular function: transcription corepressor activity; protein binding.